CUUCUGGACAGAGCAAUAUAAUGAGCAACGGGGCGGAGGGGUUUCCAGACUUCACUCUUACUGAUCCGGCUCCUACUCAAUCAGUAUGGCAGCUCUGAAAAUCGCACUGCUGGUCACUGCCCUCUGCGCUGGGACAGCCUCCUCCCUGAAGUGUUACUCGUGCACCUCCCAAUCCAACAAUGCCAACUGCAAGACCGAAAGCAGCUGCAACAUCUAUGAGCUCUUCUGCCGAACCAACGUGGUCUCCUCCUCUACUGGUUUAUCCAUCACCAAAUCAUGUGCCACCGCCUGUGUCCCAAGUAGCACUGACUCUACUACAGUCUCCUGCUGUGCCUCCGACUUGUGUAAUGUUAGUGGCACCCCCGGGGUUAAAUACAGCUCCGCCCUCUUGGCUCUGUCUCUGGGAUUGGUUCUGCUGAAAAACUCCCUCCAGUGAAAGCUCCUGAUUGGUGACUUCUCGUCCGUCCUACUUGCGCCUUAAUAAACACGCGAUAAUGAAGAAAAA
Molecule: messenger RNA, 505 nt
Organism: Xenopus laevis (African clawed frog)
Lineage: Eukaryota; Metazoa; Chordata; Amphibia; Anura; Pipidae
Product: ly6/PLAUR domain-containing protein 2
Exons: 3
Coding region: 86-436 (116 amino acids)
Source: RefSeq, a predicted model, not a curated record